This is a messenger RNA of Castor canadensis (American beaver), 4414 nucleotides long. The record is from RefSeq and is a predicted model, not a curated record. NCBI's taxonomy places the organism in Eukaryota, Metazoa, Chordata, Mammalia, Rodentia, Castoridae.
AUGGGGAACCAGGGCCGGGUACCCAUCCCCAAUAAAGCUGCGUCCCAGGUCAAGCGCAGCGAGGUUCCUGGGCGCGCGGAGCCGGGCGGCGGGAGGGAGCCGCGGCGCGGGAGAGGUGCGGGGGGCGGGCUGGAGCCUCCUCCCCGCCCAGGCCCCGGGCGCUCCUGCGUCCCCUCCCGGCCGUCGCGGGUCCUACCGAAACUCGGCGGGCGCGGUGUCGAGACGCCCCCCCCCCGGUCCCCCCACCACGGGAGCCGGGCCGAGAGGGAGGGCCCCGGAGGUUCGGGAAGAGGGGAAAAGGGAGAAAUUCGAGAAACAAGCCACUCGGGGAGAACCAGACAAACCGGGUCCGGGCAGGGCGGGCGCAGCCGCCAGGGCGGAGCCGGGUCUGGGGCCCCGGGAGUGGGGGGCGGGCUCUCGGGCGGGAGGGGGCGCUCCGCCUCGGCGGCUCAGGGCUCGGGUGGAGGGUGGGGAGCCCCGAGGCCCGUGCGCCCGGGCUCCGCUGGGCUCCUCGUGACGCGGCACCCCAGGCCCCCGGCACCGACGGGAGCUCAGCCCCCAGGCGGGAGCUCCGCCCUCGGCCCCGCCCCAGACCCGAGCCCCAAAUUCCCGCGGGGUGCCCCGGUGUGCCAGGGGAGGUUGGGAGUGCGGCGCCGCGAGAAAGGAGGCGCAGAGGCGCGGGAGCUCGGGAGUGGCCGCGGGUCGCCAGGCCGUGGGUGGGCAGCGCGAGCACCGGCCCGGUGGCCCCGCCCCCUGGACGGGCCCCGCCCCCUGGGCGCCCCGCCCCCUCCUUCCCGCAGCCCCCACCCCCCGCCGGCUCCUCAACACAAACUUUCCGUCCCGCUCGCUCCCUCCUCCGCGCCCGGCGCCUCCCGCUCCAGCCCGACUCAUUCCCCCCCCUCGCAGCUCCCUCGGGCCCCGCGGAGCGGCCCUGCGGAGCGCCCCCCCGAGCUCGGACCAGGCUCAGGCUGCCUAGUGGGCUCAGGCCCAGAGCCCAGAGCAACCAGCACAAUAGCGUCCAACAGCUGGACCACCAGCAGCAGCCCCGGGGAGGCCCGGGAGGAUGGGCCCGAGGGCCUGGACAAGGGGCUGGACAACGAUGCAGAGGGCGUGUGGAGCCCGGACAUCGAGCAGAGCUUCCAGGAAGCCCUGGCCAUCUACCCGCCCUGCGGCCGGCGCAAGAUCAUCCUGUCGGACGAGGGCAAGAUGUACGGUCGAAAUGAGCUGAUUGCACGCUACAUCAAACUGAGGACAGGGAAGACACGGACAAGAAAACAGGUGUCCAGCCACAUACAGGUUCUAGCUCGGAAGAAGGUGCGGGAGUACCAGGUUGGCAUCAAGGUCUCUAGCCACUUGCAGGUUCUAGCCAGGCGGAAAUCUCGGGAGAUUCAGUCCAAACUGAAGGCCAUGAACCUGGACCAGGUGUCCAAGGACAAAGCCCUCCAGAGCAUGGCGUCCAUGUCUUCUGCCCAGAUUGUCUCCGCCAGCGUUCUGCAGAACAAGUUCAGCCCACCCUCCCCUCUGCCCCAGGCUGUCUUCUCCACCUCGUCAAGGUUCUGGAGUGGCCCCCCUCUCCUGGGACAGCAGCCUGGACCCUCUCAGGACAUCAAGCCCUUUGCACAGCCAGCCUACCCCAUCCAGCCGCCCCUGCCACCGACGCUCAGCAGUUAUGAGCCGCUGGGCCCCCUGCCCUCAGCCUCUGCCUCUGUGCCCGUGUGGCAGGACCGCACCAUUGCCUCCUCCCGGCUGCGGCUCCUCGAGUACUCAGCCUUCAUGGAAGUGCAGCGAGACCCUGACACGUACAGCAAACACCUGUUUGUGCACAUCGGCCAGACGAACCCCGCCUUCUCAGACCCACCCCUGGAGGCAGUGGACGUGCGCCAGAUCUACGACAAGUUCCCGGAGAAGAAGGGCGGACUCAAGGAACUGUAUGAGAAAGGGCCCCCUAAUGCCUUCUUCCUCGUCAAGUUCUGGGCCGACCUCAACAGCACCAUCCAGGAAGGCCCCGGCGCCUUCUAUGGGGUCAGUUCCCAGUACAGCUCCGCAGACAGCAUGACCAUCAGCGUCUCCACCAAGGUGUGCUCCUUCGGCAAGCAGGUGGUGGAGAAGGUGGAGACGGAAUACGCGCGGCUGGAGAACGGCCGCUUCGUGUACCGCAUCCACCGCUCGCCCAUGUGCGAGUACAUGGUCAACUUCAUCCACAAGCUGAAGCACCUGCCCGAGAAGUACAUGAUGAACAGCGUGCUGGAGAACUUCACCAUCCUGCAGGUGGUCACCAGCCGGGACUCCCAGGAGACCCUGCUUGUCAUUGCUUUUGUCUUCGAAGUCUCCACCAGUGAGCACGGGGCCCAGCACCACGUCUACAAGCUCGUCAAAGACUAGGAGGCCCACUGCCCCCCAAGGAUGCAGGAUGAACACCUAAACACACUUGCCUGGCCCCUCAGGGGUCCAGGUUGAGGACUCCUGCAGGUCUCAGGCCAGGACCCAGGAGGCCUCCCCGCCCCCCCAGCACACAUGUUCCCUGCCACUGUUCUGCGCUUUACUGUGGAAGAGGAAGGCUCAGUGGUGGGGCAGCCCAUCAGCGCUGACCCACCAUCACGUGGCUAGAGAUGGGGAUGGGGAUGCCUUUGGGCUCCAGUAGGUGUGGCUUCUGGCCCCCAGGGGAAUGUGAUGGGCAGGUGAAGACAGAGUGGAGACUGGGGGAGGACGGCAGCCUGUGGAGGUUCAGGAAUAGGUUUGGGCUGGGUUGAGGGGAGGGGGCCACUUAGCACCUCUGGGUGUCAGGCCUCAUGCCAGACUCCUUGCAGGGCUUUUGCCAUCCUCAAGACCCUGCAAAGCAGGCUGGGUCUCCAUGUUUUAGAUGAAGUGCUGAGACAGAGGUGGAUGUCCCAAAGGGAGGGGGCAGAGCUAGAGCCCAGGUUUACCUACCUCCCUGGAGCACAGGUGGCCAUAGCGGGGAAGUGGCUGCACCUGGCCUGUGCCUGGACAGAGCACCUCCUCUCAGUCCCCCAGUGCAGGGGAGAAGGGGAGCAUUCAGCCCCCAAGCCAGCCAGCCAGCCAGCAGCCCCAGGCCUGAGUCUGGCACACCAGAGGUGUUGGAACAGGGAGCAAAGGCCUUCAGGCUUUGGUUUGGAAGCCCGGGGCUGCCUGGGCAGCUCCCUAACCAGGUCGGGGAGCAAAGGUCAGCCCCUUCCUGUUGGUCUUUCUCCACACCAGGCCCAGUGGGUAUUUAUGAGUUUCAUAUGAAGUACUGUUUGUGCCCCUUCCCUUCCUUACCCCCACCCUGCCCGAGCUUCCUGAAGGUCUUCACAGUCAGCAUACUGCUCAGGCCACCUCCAGACCCCACCUAGGUUUUAUAACAUGUAUUAUGUAUUUUUUGUGUAUUUUUAAAAUCCAGCUGUGAUGGGUUGUGUCACAAUGUGUCUGUGGGCUGGGGUAAGGGCCCCUCAAGGCCUGGCUCCUGCUCAAAACGAAAUUAAAGUUAUCUCUGGGUCAGUUGUGACCAGUUGUGUGCUAGAUCUUAGCUUCCAGUGGGUGCUCUUCCUGUCCCAGUGCUUCUCACCCGUUCUGGUGGGGGACCCCAGGCCGACCAUGAUGCAGGAGUUCCACAAAAACUGCCAGCUCCCAAUAUCCCACACCUCCGUGUGGCAGUAAACAACAUGUAUGUAAUCAGUGCUGCACUUGUGACUUGCCCAAGGUCAAACAACCGAGACUGGAGUUCCAAGGGCCCUGUUAAAGCAGCAGUCCACCAGGCCUUGGACAACAGAAGAGCCUGACCCUGAUCUGCCCAGACAAGCCCUGCCCUGCCCCACCUCCCACUCUGCCGGCUGGGAUGGGGAGGGGAGGAUGAAGGGUGUCUCCUGGAGGUAGUGGACAUUUACUCCCCCAGGAGGCUGCCCCAGCCUUUUCACCGGCACUUGACUGGAUUCACUAGCCACUGUGAGACCCAGGCAUUCUGUGAGCAGGGAAUGCUGAAUGAGGCUUCUAGAAUUAAGGAUAAAACACAGGACACCCAGCAAUCUAUUUCAGCUCAGUACAUGUUCCUGGGCAAUGCUAAAAAUUUUCCUGGAAUUCAAAUUUGUAUAUUCUAUACUUAACUAUUGAGGCUGGCAAUCCUAGAGUCUUAAUUUUAGGUCAUUUGGGUCAAAUCUGCAGAUAGAGAUGUCAGGUUACAUGUACUUCAGCUGGUCACUGGCAAUGUUGUCUUUGCCUUUUGCCUUGGUCCACUGCAUUAGAGACCCCACUGUCAUCUGUAGGAUGGGAGUGUGUUUGGAGGCCCAUCAAGUGGGAAGGGGGUCCAGAAACUUACUGGUAGAGUACCCACUCUAGGCUUCCACUCUAGCCUUCUGAUGAUCGUUAUCUCAAGCUCCCUCCCUCCACCACUGCAGAGCACAAGACAUUUAGAAAACUUAGC